AUGAUCCUCAACCCAAACUUUUAUCACCAUGACCGCGACGACUUUCCUCAAGACUCUCCUCCCCAUCUCCUCCCCCGCCCGCCCUUCCCCCACCAGACCCCCGUAGGCUUCUCGUACUCCGGCCCACAGUACCCCGUCUUCCAGCAGCCCUUCUCGACAUCUUAUCCGUCCCAGGGGCCUUCCCACUCCCAGCAGCAGCAGUCCUUCAUGCUCCAACACCGUUCUGCUCCUCCCCAUGCUCGUCCAUUUCAGCCCUCGCUCCUCAAUGACCCCGCCUUCUCUCCGGAUCCGCGCUCCAAUCCGUACUUCUUCACCAUGAACGACCGCGAGGAGAUCUACCCGGCGAGUCUCUCAGAUAGCCUAUCCGACUACGCCUCCACUGCCCCGGACGAGGAGUCUGAGAUAGACCACAACAAUCUACCUCCGCGCAUGCGAAUGCUUCAGAGCUCGGACUCCAAAGCGCAGCCGCUCUCACAACAUCUUCGCUCGCAGUCUGUCCCGUAUCCUCCCAUUGCCCCUUCAGACGAGAACCUCUCGCGAUCGUAUUCUACGCGAGUUAUCCCGAUCCCUCCUCCCAUAUCGCGAGCAUCGGCCUCAGGUGGCCCCUUCCAACAGCCGUCUUUCCAGGAGCUCUCACAAGAAGACCUGCGCCAAAAUGCCCCAGGUCCGUCUUCGGUGUACACCUCUGCCUUCAUUGCCCCGCGAGAUCUAUGGCAACCUCCUCCCCCGUAUUCCGAAUCUGAGAGCGGGUCCUCGUCCUCGUCCUCGCUGCCCCUUCAUCAAACGCCUGCUUCAUCGUCUUCCCAUCUCCCGAGGGAAGCACAGAAGUCCACCAGCUCGCUAGCCCUCUCCCAAGCGUACGCCCUUGAAAAAUCCUCUCCAUUGCGAAGCCACCCACCUUCGCCUACGGCUGGUCCCUCCAAGUCGCGGCCCCGGGCACAGGCAACCUCCCCCAAUGGCUACCCGGCGGAUAACAAGACUGAACCUAUAGUUCUUCGUCCACCGGCGGCUCAGCGCAACGUAUCUGCGCCAGAUCUGCACCCGCCACCGCCCCAGACCGAGCUGCCCCCACGACCGUCAACAGUCCCGAUUGCAGCGCCCACGAACAGUUCGGUGACCGCGCCUGUAGCACAACGCAAACGCAGCAAGAACGCGAGCACUUCCGCCAUCGCGCGGGACCUCGAUCGUAUCGACGAGCUCGAUGAAUCUGACCCUCUUGGGUUUGCCUGGCACCAUGACGGACCAUACGAGGCCAUUGCGAAGGCGAACUCCUCGCACAAUCAAGAGCAGACCGCCUCCGGUCAAAAACGCGCUGAGCCCCCGAAGCGCAAACCUGUUCAGUACGGCAGUGUCGCAGUUGGUGUCGCCCCCGGACAGAUCUUCCCAUCCAACUCGCAGUACCAGCCUCCGACCCAACGCGAUGUUGCACAGCUGGCCGAGAAUAUGCCGCCAGGGUCGCUUCCUUCGAGUCCGCUCAUGCAGGUGCCAGUGCAGCGGCGAUUGCCACCAUCGGGUGUGCUGCCGUCGUCCCCCGCAUACCACAACAACAGGCACAUGAGCGUGAUGCAGGCGGAGCAGCAGCAACAGCAAAGUUCGCGCACGCCACAGCCGCCCUCGCCCAUUCAGGCAGAGCGCUCGCGCCGCGCAGAGCAGCCAGAACCUUCCCCGCCCCUCCCGAACCCAUACUCCCCCGGCGCCGACUCCAGGUUCCCCGACGGCGUACAGGACCAGCGUAAUAGCCCUCCACGCAACAGCCCUCCGCGUAACAGUCCCCCACGCAACAGUCCUCCGCGUACACGCGCACCCUCCGUCGUACCAGGCCGGCCCGAGCUCCCCUCCUCAAGCGUCGUCCCCCACCCAGACAUCUCCCUACCCCCACCACAGCAGGCCAAGUCCUCUGCUUCGCUCCUCCCGCGCCACCUCCCGAAACGGCUAGUCAUGCCCGCGCCCCUGCAGCCGAACCAGCAGCAGGCGAACCAGCAGGCGCCCGACGGCCGAAGUGCGGCGCACGUCGAGGUGCUCGCUCAGCGCCACACCAGCCAGCCUCCCCCAGCGCCGCCGAGCAUGCAGUCGCAGUCCGGCCGUGCGCAGGAUAUCCCGUUCGGCCAGGGGCCGAAGGUGCUGAGGAAGCGGCAUACAACGGGCGGGGUCCCACUCCCUAUGCCAAUCCAGUUGCCUAUGGCACAAGGCGCGGAGAUCCCGGCGUCGAACACUACCGCCGCGCUGUUCGCUGCGCGGGUGCGGUUUGCGGAGCCGCCGAGGGAGGAGACGAAGGAGGAGCGGAAAAAGCGGGAGAAGGAGCAGGCGAAGAGGGAGAAGGAGCGCGAGAAGAUGGAGAAGGCGCGCGCGAAGGAGCAGCCGGGGGUGUUUGCGCGCGAUCAGGUACGGGAGGCGGAGCUCGCGCGUGAGCGGGAGAUGGCGCGCGCUCAAGCGAGCGCGAAGGCAUCGGCGGGGCGCAAGCUCAGCAAGCGUCGAUGAUUGUUGUGGACAUGGCGGGCAGCCGCUGCGCGUCAGGCGGGUGGCCGCUCGCUAUGAGGGCGCAUGCUCGCCUGCGGGGCAUGCUUGCUCGUCUUUCUUGGUCAUUCUCUUCAUCUAGGUUAUACACUUCCUCAUUCCCUCCGUCUUACCAUCCUGGAUCUACAUUCACCUCCUCAUCCACACCCCUGCUACUCACUGUGAUGAUCCUGCUGACGACACAUCGACGCACAUGUAGCGCAUACGACUCGGACUGGACUCUACCCUGCUAUUGCUGUAUAUCUUCCGCCUCCUUCUCACUGUUGUCUGUUGUACUCGCAUAUCGCCUCCUCAUCCGCAUAGUUCCUCGCAGCACCACUACCGGGCCUCCCCAUCAUCAUACAAGUACGAAUAUACUCACCGGACACCGGUAUUUAUUGCUACAUCCUCUUGCUCAGCGCUCAGCGCUCAGUGCACGAUCC
Messenger RNA from Trametes versicolor FP-101664 SS1, 2936 nucleotides. RefSeq lists its product as uncharacterized. Bases 1 to 2478 code for a protein of 825 amino acids. NCBI's taxonomy places the organism in Eukaryota, Fungi, Basidiomycota, Agaricomycetes, Polyporales, Polyporaceae. The record is from RefSeq and is a predicted model, not a curated record. The transcript is spliced from 2 exons.